Messenger RNA from Cheilinus undulatus (humphead wrasse), 2217 nucleotides. RefSeq names its product CD81 antigen-like. The record is from RefSeq and is a predicted model, not a curated record. Lineage: Eukaryota; Metazoa; Chordata; Actinopteri; Labriformes; Labridae. Gene Ontology annotation, cellular component: membrane. The coding region runs from base 144 to 860 and encodes 238 amino acids. The transcript is spliced from 8 exons.
UCGUCUCGGUUUUCACUCCUCAUUAUAAAAAGGAGGAGUUUUCAGACCAACGUGCCUGACUAAACGGAGUCCCCCGACGGAGAGUGUAUUCAAGACGCACAAACUGUCUGAUUUUGACGAAAAAGGACGCGCUGGUCUCCGACAUGGCUGUGGCAGGAUGCACGAAAUGCAUUAAAUAUAUGUUAUUUUUAUUUAAUUUUAUUUUCUGGCUGGCUGGAGGCGUGAUCUUAGGAGUGGCCUUGUAUCUUCGCCAUGACAGUCAAACCAGCAACCUCCUCAUACUGCAGUUUGAAGGCCAGCAGGCACCAGGAACCUUCUAUAUCAGUGUGUACAUACUGAUAGCGGUCGGCGCUGUGAUGAUGCUGGUGGGCUUCCUUGGAUGUUACGGUGCCAUUCAGGAGUCUCAGUGCCUCCUGGGAACAUUUUUCUUCUUUUUGGUGAUCCUCUUUGCUUGUGAAGUGGCUGCAGCCAUCUGGGGUUUCAUGAACAGGGACACAAUCUCCAAAGAACUGAUCAACUUCUACGACUCUGCGUACAUCAAGGCUGUGGACGUCUCGGGGUCUCCUAGUAAAGACUCAGCCAUUAAGGUGCUGGAGGUCUUCCACACUACGCUCGACUGCUGUGGUAAAGGAGACGACACCCCACUCUUCAAACAAGUUGUUGGAACUUUGUGUCCGAGGAAGACCCCAGAAGACUUUCUGAAGUCACAGAGCUGUCAUUAUAAGUUGACCGAGCUGUUCUCAGAGAAACUCUAUGUGAUUGGUUUGGCUGCCUUGGUUGUUGCUGUCAUUAUGAUUUUUGAGAUGAUCUUCACCAUGGUGCUCUGCUGCGGGAUCCGUAACAGCCCUGGAGUGUACUAGACAUCCAGCCAACAAGCUCUUCUCUUAUUGUGUGUUGCCUGCUUUUCUUAGCGAGGAUGCAACAUUUAGAAGGAUAUUUCAAUUUUUAUUUUUAGUUAAGGAACAAAAUUAUUUUGAAUAACACUAAUCCAUCAACUCUUAUCUUUCUUACUCCUACAUUUAGCUUCUAUCUGUCAGAUUGUCUAUAUUUGCAUAUCAAUCUUUUUACAUACAGUGUGUUGUGAAAUAUUUCUCUAAUGUCCUUGAACGUAAUGCUGUUUCUAUGGGUGUAAAAAUUGUGUAUAUACUUGUUGUAUGUUAAAAACAGUAGGGAGAGUCUCCCUGAUUUAAUGUUUUUGGUAGUUUUUGCAACAUUAUCACAGUGUUAUUUUAUAACUUCAGCAGCAGGGCCUCAGUGGUUUAAGAUAAUGUACUGUCUCACUAUAAUGAGCGUCUUAAUAACAAGUCAGCUUGUGUGUCUGUUUGUCCUUUGUGUAUCUCUUUCUUUUUGGAAACUUGACAAAAACAGUUGUGUGUGUUCACCAAACCUGUUUUAACAACACUUCUUAAGAAAAAUGGAUUGUCCUUCUUUUCAUGGGAGGGGCAUCUGUGUUUCCCAACCCUUCAUUUUACGUAGUACCCUUUAAUAUGAUGCAACACCUUUAACGUGACAAUGAGGAGCUUAUCAGUGAUCCUGAAAUGGACUACACUAAAUACUGUUGUUUCUAUUUGGCCUACAAAAGCAAAAUAUACCAUCAGCCAAAGAUUGAUUAUUUCUGUGUAGUCAUUUUUAAUGCCUGGAAUUGCUGCCAGGGUAGAUGUCAGACUCAGUGUUUGACUACACACUGCCAGAGCAGCACUUUUUCAAAAUGGAAAAUUUUCUCAAGGAGUGAGAUAUGUGAGUGCUAAGAAAGCAAAAUGAGAUUUUCAUUCAAAUAAAACCAGAUAGACCAGAGCAAUUUCAACUCUUUUGUUAAUUCAGAUGAAUCAGACUGUGACUCAGUCGGUAGCGUUGGUUAUCCCGCACCUGGAAUGUCGUGGGUUUGAUCCCCGGCUCCUACAGUUACAAGUCACAGUGUCCUUAGGCAAGACACUUAACCCCAAUUUGAUCCCACUUUUGCACUGGUGGCCUGUAAAUGUCUAUGGACACGUCCAGAUGGGACUAGCUAAAACUGAUAGCCUCUCUCCAUAGUCCCCUUUACCAUCAGUGUGUGAAUAAGGAGUAAAUGAGAUGAAGCACUUUCAGUGGUCAGACAACUACAAAAGUGCUCUACAAGCUCAAGUCCAUUUACCAUUUACAAAUGACUUUCUAAGGCCUUAGGAAGGAUAACUGAAUUAAACAAAAUAAAAAAGAAGAAAAUAAACAUUUUUAACUCAG